AUGUUCCCUGACCAUGUGACCCUGUUUGCUGACUUUGCGGUUCCAGAGAAGAUCACCAGCACCUUGACUUGGCUUAGGCCUACCUCCAUUCCAUGGGACAAGAUCAACCAGGAGACCUGGCACCACAACUUGGGCAGAUUACCAGCACCUGAUCACCAGCAGGGGCGGAGGCCCCAGAGCUACAAGCAUGCUGCUGUCGCCAACAAGCAGACGCUGGAUGCUGAGGUCUGCAGACUCAUCUUGUGGUCCGCCAUCAAGAAAGGACGUGGAUUUGAUGGAUUUUUCCACGUAUGGUGGCUUCGGAGAAGAAUACGUUCGCCUUCAGCCCCUGUAACUUUUCGACUUGCACCUCCUGAUGGAUUCACUGCUGAGCAAAUCUUCUUGGACUUUAAGAAGAACUUUGAGGCCUUUGAGCAGAGGCACUGUCGACAACGUCGGAAGCUACUGCAAUUGAAGUGUGACCACAGCUUUCACAGGCUGUUUCAUGAACUGCGUCCACCCAAGCGCGACCAACUGGAUAUUCUUUGGCACACCAAAGGCUACACGAUCUUGGCGGUCGACCUGGCCACGCACCAGAUCCAUGUUGAUCAACCAGUGAAUGAUCUCACUGGAUGCGCUUGGUUCAUCAACAACACGCAGGUUGAAGUUGAGACUGCGAUGGUGACGUGCUUGGACUUCACGACCUUCCUCAUCAUGUUGAACCAGGUGACUUGCUGCAGUGCCACCACUAUUUUUCUGAAGUUGCACAAGUGCAUCAAGCGCUGA
This is a messenger RNA of Cladocopium goreaui, 765 nucleotides long. Lineage: Eukaryota; Dinophyceae; Suessiales; Symbiodiniaceae. The record is from the annotation of a GenBank genome assembly.